AUGGCUGAUUUAAGCGUAAAGGGGCUAAGUAAUAAGAAGCAUAGAUGUAUGUUCCUGGAAGUUCUUCCAAACGAGUUAUUGGUGGAGAUUAUUGCAAAGGUGGCCUCUAGUUCCAUUGUUGACCUCUGCAGGGUGAAACUAACAUGUAAACAAUUUCUUCAUGCUGCGGAGGAUGAUUAUGUGUAUCAGCAUGUAUCAAUGGAUAAGUUUCCGUUGGUGCCAUUGGCAUGGUUUACCAAUGAGAAAAUAUUAUCAUUCUUUAAACGCUGCAGAGAGAGUAAAAACUUAGAGAUUUUGUACCGUGAUGGAAUGGUACAAUACUUUAAAUCUAUGAGGGUAAAGUCAGGUCUGGAAAAUUUGAAAAAGGCUGCAUUGGGGGGUCAAGACGAAGCCAAAUAUGUUUAUUGUAUGCUUUUGAUGAUGUGCUGUGAAGAUCAGCAAGAAAGAAAACAUGGAUUUGAUCUUUUUUAUUCCUUGAAAACAUUCAAUUGUGUUAGUAGAUGCAGAGAGAGGGUGAAAUCUUUUAUCAAAAGCAUGUGGGGGAUCAAUAAUCUUAUAGUUCGAAAUCACAAAUUAUCUUUAUGUCAUUCCAACACAUGUUGUAACAGCGUGAGGCUGCAGAAACUUUCAAGGAGAUGGUCAUGGUUGGUUGAAGAUGAAGAUGGAGAUGGUGAUAAUGGUAUUUCAUGUCAAUAUUGCGAUGGGAAUUAUGAACUGAGUUUAUUCUGUAAGAUGUUUAAAGUAUAG
Messenger RNA from Gastrolobium bilobum, 747 nucleotides. RefSeq names its product putative F-box protein At1g67623. Lineage: Eukaryota; Viridiplantae; Streptophyta; Magnoliopsida; Fabales; Fabaceae. The record is from RefSeq and is a predicted model, not a curated record. Gene Ontology annotation, molecular function: protein binding. The transcript has a single exon. Bases 1 to 747 code for a protein of 248 amino acids.